Messenger RNA from Naegleria lovaniensis, 1599 nucleotides. RefSeq lists its product as uncharacterized. Bases 1 to 1599 code for a protein of 532 amino acids. NCBI's taxonomy places the organism in Eukaryota, Heterolobosea, Eutetramitea, Acrasida, Naegleriidae. The transcript has a single exon. The record is from RefSeq and is a predicted model, not a curated record. Gene Ontology annotation, biological process: GPI anchor biosynthetic process. Gene Ontology annotation, molecular function: glycosyltransferase activity. Gene Ontology annotation, cellular component: Golgi membrane.
AUGUCUUUCAAUUUGACCUCUAAUGGCAGUGGUUUGGUGAACAGGGAGGAUCAACAGCAUCUCGGAUUUGGAGCUGAUUCAUCAAAGGAUCGUUUGGAAGAAGAAAUAUCAAAGAAUCACCAUGACGGAUCGGAGAACAGCAAUCAUUCUACUCGUCAGGACAAUUAUUCGGACGAAAUUAGUGAUAAAUCGUCAUCAAUUUUGAAAUUUUUAUUCGGAAAUUAUUCUCCAAGAGAUACCAUAAGGAAUAUUGCUAUUAUGACCCUAACUGUAUUAUUGUGUAGCAUUGCCUGUUUAUUUAUUCUCAUGCUGUUAACUAAGGAAGACAAAUCAAAAUAUGCUUUUGCGUUUUUAAGAAAUGUAUUACCUUCUUUUUUGUUUCAUGAAAGUGAUGGGAUGAGACACGAGUCCGAAUUGAAACGAGUGGAAGAAGCAUCACUGUAUCUCAAAGACCUACCUCAAGAAUUGAUUACUGUUUUGGAAAAAAGUUUUUCUAAAACACGGGAGGCAGACCGUUCUAAUUCAAAGACAACCUCUCGAUUUUGCAUUGGGAUUCCAACUGUUAAAAGAGGAGUUGAUUAUUUACACGUUCUAUUACAAUCUAUUUUGGCAAACACAUCAAUGAGCGAUUUAAUUCCAACUUCAAAUAUUGCUGUUAAUGUAUUCGACGCAACAGGAAACGAAAACUUCUCACCGCAUGUAGAGUCUAUUUCACACUUGAGAAAUGUAUUCAACUUUUUUAGAAAAUCUGAUAUUACUGAAGACAAAUAUUUUUUCCAUAACUCGUUCUCAAACAUUGCUGCAAGCCAACUUCCAUACCAUCAAAAGCAAGCUCUUGAUUAUAUCACAACAUUAGAGUAUUGUCAAAAAUAUUUCCCUCACAUGGAAUAUACUAUUAUUUUGGAAGAUGAUGCAGUCGUUCCAAAGGGUUGGAUCGACUCGAUUCGUGAAAUGAUUAACACUUUAAACAGGGACUACUACAUGUCCAAAGAUGAAGAAAAGAUACGACUCUUCAAAGACAAAAGAUUUAUGUGGAUCAAACUCUUUUUUGCUCAUGCUUACAAUGACUUUAAUGAAAAGAGAAUUCAUGUGCUUUCGAAUGUUGCUAUUGUAACAUCAUUAGUGGUAACUUUGGGCUACAUUUGGAUUCAGUACAAGCGGAUUAAGAAACGAGGAGAUACCACCAUAGUCCUCAAUAGAUGUACCAUUUAUUGGUUUGCCAUACUGACCUUUGUAAUUUCAUUGCUCUUCCUGCUUCUGAUGCGAUUCCACUACCUAGAAGCAAAAUUCAUAAAACUUACGAGAUUCUUCUCUGGUGAUGGAGAUGGAGCAGUUGGCAGAAAAUAUCAUCUGCAAAGAGACUUUCCACAUUAUGGAAGUGUAGUAGCAAUGGUAUAUCCGAAUGAUGCUUCUGUUAUUCAACCAUUUAUCAAUUACCUUAGAGAGUGGCAACCCAAAGCCAAUAGAGAAUUUCCGAAUGAUAGAAUAAUUUACAAUUAUGUUGCAUGGUUCAAUCAUAAGAUAUUGGAUAAUUUCUUGUCAAUACCAGAUUUAGUGGAACAUAUUGGCUCUGUGAGUUCGAGAGAUUACUAUUUCUAG